ACUCCAAUGGUUUAAAAUAACUAUAACCUUAGUUAAGUUAAUAGUGGACGAUAUGUUUCGCAGUUGAAAUCGAACCCUUAAUUUGUGUUGCACUAAAAGUCGUUCGUAAGUCAUGUCGAACCCUACAUUUAGGUCCUACCUUGCUACCAACUCUGCCAUUGUUGGAAUUCACUCCGGAAAAAAAACUGUGGUUUGAUUUGGAUGGCAUCAAACCCAAAUAGGGGUUUUAAUUGGAAUUGGAAAGGAGUUUCCUUUUCGGAGUUUCCUUUUUCGAAAAGGAAACUUUGAAUAGAUACCCAUAUUUUAGAAAGAGAACUUAUCUUAUCUUUAGGCAUUUUUGAAAAAUAGAUGGCAUGCUUUUAUCUUUACCCAUUUUCAAAAAUGGAAUUUUUAUCAAAACCCAUAUCCUAAAAUACGAAAAUAUGAAACCUUUCUCUUUCUUAGUUUGCUAAAGUCCCAUGGUUAACAAGCCUAAAGCCAAGUCAGAGAAAUAGAUUGUGUGGAUUGGAAGAGAACCCUGAGAUCAUCAAACGUCAGAAAGAAAACCUUCCUUUUUUACUUUUUUGUUUUUAUUUAAUAAAAAGUCCCCAACGAAGCCUUACCAUUCGUAUCAUAGUAUAGACUAGUUUUGUAAAUCGAGAAGAGUCAAAUUAUGACUCUAUCAUAAUUCAUAAGUCAUAAUUCAUGAGAACUUGCCAUUCCUAUAAAUCCAUACGCUUUUCUUGGUCUAAUCUGUUAGGCAAAACUCCAUGCCUCUCCUCCAAAUCCGGACAUCCAAAUCUCUACAUUAACACAUAAUUUACCACUUUCUUUCUUAUAGCCUCUAAUGGCCACCGCCACCGUCACCGUCAACCCUCCUCGGCCAAAACUUGCCUGUUUCUCCUUCGCCGCCUAUGCUAAAACUGUCAUCGACCAUCUCAAAUCUCUCCAAAUUCCCGUCCAUCCUGGCCUCUCCGACCCUGAAUUUACAUCCGUCGAGUCCACCUUCCGAUUCUCUUUCCCGCCGGACCUCCGUUCGAUCCUCCAAGAGGGUCUCCCAAUUGGGUCUGGUUUCCCCAACUGGCGAUCCUCCUCCACUCAACAGCUUCACAUUCUGAUCAAUCUCCCAAAAUUCUGCCUCCUCAAGGAAAUUUCUCAAAGAAAAUUCUGGUGUCAAUCUUGGGGGGCCCAACCUGAUGAUACGAACGACGCUGUUGCUUUGGCCAAGCAAUUCUUGGACAGAGCCCCUGUUCUUGUCCCCAUUUAUAAGAACUGGUACAUCCCUUCCGCCCCGAACAUGGCCGGAAACCCUGUAUUUCACCUUGACGAUGGGGAGAUUCGUGUUUCCAGCUUUGACUUGGCUGGAUUCUUUCAAACCCAUGAAUAUUCUCAACUAGGUAAGGCUGAAACGGACCGUUUAGUGAUCGAUUCACCAGCUUGGGCGGCCACAGAGGCCCGAGCAGUGGAAUUCUGGACGGAAGUGGCUUCGAGAAAGAAAGCGACGGGGCGUGAGGUAACGGAAGGGUGGUGGAAUGAAGGAGAAUUUGAAAUGGGGUUGGACGGAUGCCUUGAGGACGUGUUUUGGAAGUUGCGAGAAGGUGGGUGGAGGGAAGAAGAUGUCAGAGAUAUGAUGAUGAUGGACCGCCAUGAUCGGAGCUUGGAACAGAAUGAGGCGACAAUGGAGAAACUUAGAGUAUCAGUAUGUGAAAUUUUGCUUAGUGGGGGAUGGAGCAGAGACGAUGUGGUGUACUCUCUUGAUCUUGAAGGCCAUUCCGCCAGUGUUAUUCCUGAAGAAGAAUCAACAUUUGAAAUCAAUCUUCAUCAUCAACAUCUGCCAAUUAGAAUCCCUCAAGUAGAACGCAAGAUAAAGCCCCGGAACACCACCACCAGCCACCUUAAAAUGCCCCCAUUUUUCUUUGCACCACAUCGGAAUUUAAUCCUCUAACUUCUUUUUGUCUUACUUUUCCUCUUAAUUAGCCUAGUUUAUCUUCACAUAAAUGACUCCUUGUUCAUUACGUAAAUUAUACAGUGUACAUAACCACACAUUCUUUUUUCUUUUGGUUAAUAAAAGGAGAGACGAUAAAGGUCCAAUUUUGAUCCCA
Cucumis sativus (cucumber) is the source of this 2081-nucleotide messenger RNA. RefSeq lists its product as uncharacterized. The transcript has a single exon. Bases 827 to 1924 code for a protein of 365 amino acids. Lineage: Eukaryota; Viridiplantae; Streptophyta; Magnoliopsida; Cucurbitales; Cucurbitaceae. The record is from RefSeq and is a predicted model, not a curated record.